AUGACUUCUACUGAUGGGAUACUCGCGGGUAAAUACCCUGCAAAAGCGCAUGCUCGUAGAGUCGUCGAGUAUCUGCGACAGAAUGGUUUCCAGGGUGAUGGCGUACUCUAUCUGGAAGCUCAGAAGACAAGAAUGAUUGAAGACAAUGACUCCGAGCAGCCCUUCCGACAGCGUCGCUUCUUCUUUUAUCUCUCCGGAUGCUUGCUACCAGAUGCACAUCUCACCUACCACAUCAGCACCGAUAAGCUGACCCUCUUCAUCCCACCCCUAGAUCCAGAGUCCGUCAUAUGGUCUGGUCUUCCUCUGUCACCAGCUCAAGCCAAGGAGCUCUACGACGUCGACGAGGUCCUCUACACGACGGACGUCAACCCUACUUUAGCCCAUUUGGCAUCAAAAGUCGGGUUCGUAUUUGCCAUCGAUGGGCAAAUAUCCGAUGAUGUCUCCUUGAAGAGCUUCCCUGACACCGAUAAGGUAGCCCUAAAGACGGCGAUUGAAGAAUGCCGAGCUGUGAAGGAUGCAUACGAAGUUGCCAUGAUUCGCAAAGCGAACGACGUGACUUCGCAAGCUCAUGUCGCCGUUCUCAAAGCAGCCAAGUCGGCUACGAAUGAGCGAGAGCUCGAAGCGGCUUUUAUCGGAACUUGUAUUGCACAAGGUUGUCGUGAGAUGGCUUAUCAUCCUAUCGUUGCCAGUGGAACGAGUAGUGCUACCUUGCACUACGUCAACAAUGAUGAGCCUUUGAUCGACUCAUCCACAAACAAGAAGAAGUUGAAUCUUCUAUUAGAUGCUGCGGGUGAAUACAAAGCUUAUUGCGCGGAUGUCACACGCACAUUCCCGUUAUCCGGAAAAUUCUCUCCUGAAUCUCGAGAGAUUUACGAUAUCGUCCUAGAAAUGCAGACCGAAUCCCUCGCUAUGCUCAAGGAGGGCGUUCUGUGGGAAGAUGUGCACAUCACCGCUCAUCGCGUUGCGAUCAAGGGAUUACUGAAACUCGGAAUACUGCGUGGCUCAGAGGAAGAGCUGCUCGAGAAGCGGGUCAGUGUCGCAUUCUUCCCGCAUGGCUUGGGCCACUAUCUGGGAAUGGACACCCAUGACACUGGUGGCCAUGCCAACUAUGCGGACAAGGACAAGAUGUUCCAGUAUCUACGCGUGAGAGGUAAACUUCCUGCGGGAAGUGUGAUUACCGUCGAACCUGGUGUCUACUUUUGCCGAUUCAUCAUUGAACCUUACUUGAAGGACUCCGAGCUGUCCAAGUACAUUGACGCCGAUGUUUUGGAGAAAUACUGGGAAGUUGGAGGCGUUCGUAUUGAAGACAAUAUCCACAUCACCAAAGAAGGACAUGAGAAUCUUACCACUGCCCCCAAGACCGCUGAUCAGGUUGAGUUGAUGAUCAACGGGUCAUAA
This is a messenger RNA of Talaromyces marneffei, 1398 nucleotides long. RefSeq lists its product as uncharacterized. Bases 1 to 1398 code for a protein of 465 amino acids. The transcript has 3 exons. Gene Ontology annotation, molecular function: metalloaminopeptidase activity; manganese ion binding. Lineage: Eukaryota; Fungi; Ascomycota; Eurotiomycetes; Eurotiales; Trichocomaceae. The record is from RefSeq and is a predicted model, not a curated record.